Molecule: messenger RNA, 1140 nt
Organism: Marasmius oreades (fairy-ring Marasmius)
Lineage: Eukaryota; Fungi; Basidiomycota; Agaricomycetes; Agaricales; Marasmiaceae
Exons: 5
Coding region: 1-1140 (379 amino acids)
Source: RefSeq, a predicted model, not a curated record
AUGACACCCCCGCCUAUGCCAGAUAGCCCAGGGAGGGCCAGAACCUCUACCAUGUGCCGAGACGCCACUCAAUUCAGUUUUUAUCUCACCUUUUGGGAGACGGUCACCAUUACAGAAGGCUAUUCUACAACAUUCUCUGAGGUUAUCUACCCGAACAGCAUUCUCCAUCUUCGUAUUCCCCUUCCACCCCCAGAAUACAUACAGCAAAGUCUAGUACCUGAAUUUUAUGAAGCUCUCCGCGAGGGGCAUUCGCCACACAUCAUCACCCUUGAGGGACCACAUCUACUUCACCAAUUCUCGCUCAAGGAACUACAAGGCUAUUUUUGGACGAAAUAUGUGCGUGCCAUGUUGGAGAGCCCCAGAAAGAGUUCAGUGUUGGACUUGAUGGAGCUGAAAUUUCGGGAGCUUAACCAGUCAUGCGAUAACAUGUUCAGCUCAAGCGAAGAACACACACUUUCGAUUCCAGUUCCGAGCAACGGCCAUUCGUUCCUGCAAAACACGCCGAAAACGUGCACAGUUGACACCGCAGCUCUUUGUCGCUUGCAGGGCUUCAACGUUACUCCUGGGUCUAUCGAACUUCUUUACGACUUGUCGAAAAAGUUAGGGAAAGGUUGCUUCGAACCGCCUCACUGGGACAUAAUCUUUUUUGUUAUCGAGGCAAAGUACGAGAAGGUGGAAGAUGGUGGCCGCCAAGUCAUCAUGGAUCUUGUUGUUCUCAGUGAACAUUACAAGAUACUGAGGAUCGGUGCUUUUAGAUUGUGGGGUAUGGCUAUAGCAACAGAUGGGUGCCGAAUCUACUCCGGCGAGGUUGACGAUGCAGGAAAGAUGACUAUCAGACUCGACCCGCGAUAUCGAACGCUUUCGUUACAGGAUGCAUAUGGCUGGCUACAAUUAUACGAAAUAUUUGGAUCUAUUGCUGCAGACGCACGCGUCAAUCUCAUCGCCAAGGUGGAAGCUAUUGCUCGCAAGACACCUUUUCUUGAUGCAAAGUCUGUAGACCAAGAGCAGCUGGUCAUAAGGCAGCCAACCCCCCAUCGUCCGGCGAUGAUGGAAGCAGGUAUCAAAUGCCUCUUUGGUCUCCCAGAUGGAGAGAACGUCGGAGAUCGGUUUGAAGACGAAGCUGAGGCCCACCACAUAUGA